AUGGGUCUUGCCAUCAGCCUAGUAGCGACAUGCAAAGAAAAGGUUUGGUAUCACGCAAACUGUGCAAGUCGUGGACGUGGGUGCUUCGACACACGAGUGUUAAAUGCUGGUGGGUGCUGUAUAUGGUACAAUGAGCGCCAGUUAUUGGGAGAAAUUGAGGAGCAUCUUGGUGUUACCAUUGAUACUGUUUCCAACGACCUACUAGUUCCUACCAACGAAUUUGACGGAAAAGUUGUCUAUGGAGAGAAGUUGAAAAGUGCGGCUCCGGCUUAUCAGAGCCAUACGGACGUGCUGAAAGUUGCGCUGAAAGACCUUAAUAGGAUGGAAAAGACGACUCAGAUCAGCUUCUUGAAUCUUAGAUAUGGGAAUAUUUUGAAAUGCUAA
Molecule: messenger RNA, 384 nt
Organism: Rodentolepis nana
Lineage: Eukaryota; Metazoa; Platyhelminthes; Cestoda; Cyclophyllidea; Hymenolepididae
Source: the annotation of a GenBank genome assembly